Messenger RNA from Hydra vulgaris (swiftwater hydra), 1138 nucleotides. NCBI's taxonomy places the organism in Eukaryota, Metazoa, Cnidaria, Hydrozoa, Anthoathecata, Hydridae. The record is from RefSeq and is a predicted model, not a curated record.
AAGACUCACAAAUUUAAAUUUUUAGUUCGCGUUGCAAGGAGUUAGUAGAGAGUUAGUUCAUAAGGUUGUUGUUUUUGUGACUAUCCUACCUGAUGGUUUACCUUUAUAACAGAGAAUACCGCCGAUUCAACAGUAACAAAAUUCAAUGUGUUCUGUGCUUAUUGAUCUAUAAGAUUUUUGACGACGGUAGCUAGAAGACUAAUAUUUACAUACCAAUACAGGCCAAGGAAAAGUAUUUUGACUUAUUCUCAUUAUCUGUCUUAAAUAUAAUACCAACCAAAACAUCUAACUUUCGUUUACUUGAAUGGGAUAAACUAAAUAUAGUUUUUACCAAAUAAUUCUAAUUAUUUGAAAAAAACUGCAAUAAUAGAACUCUUGGUAUUGGGAAAAGCUUAUCUAAUAUACACAGCUAAAGUAGUCUUAACUGCUUUGCGUUGUUAUUCAAUUACCUAUAACAAAGUAUUGGUACAAUUUCAUAAAUUUUAAGCUUAUUUAAAAUAAAAUCAAAGAAAAUGGCGAGCAUGUCAGUCACUGUCUCUCUUCAAAACUGUAUGGAAUUAAUAAUCUCUGCUAAAAAAAACAAAGCUAAUGUCAACAAAUACAUGUUUAUUUUAAAGCAGGUAAUGAAAGCAUUGAAUGGUUUAGAUUAUAGUUUUAUUCGACAUGGAGAGUUUUAUCAUGAUUUAAAAGAAACCAUAAACAAGAUUCGAUGUCAAAUUAACAUCUUGAUAAACCGAACAAAGUUAUCACAAAUUGUAAUGGCAAAAAAAGAUGGUAUGACAUAUGAUCAAAUUCAACAACAGAUUGAUGAUAUUUGUGGUCGCAUUGUUCUUGCUUCUGCUCAAAGACAGUUAGCCCGAAGAAAAAACUCUGUAAAUUAAUUAAAUUAGUUCAAUUUUUUUUUUUAACUUUAAUUAUAUCUUAUUUGUAUUCUAUAAUUACAUAAUUUUAAUAAUUUGUGUUAGAUCUUCUUUUUUAUGUUCUCAUUUAACUUUUUAAGGCAUUUAUCAUAAUCUGGUUUCAAAUCUUUUGUUAUGUCCUUCUUUUUUAUUUAAUGAACUUACAAAUUUUUGUAACUUGUUAAAUUUUAAUAAAGCCUAUUGUAAAUCUUUUUAAUAUAAAAUUGUUAUUAUUUAAA